AUGGGGGGAGAGAAAAAUUUUGAGGGAGGGCAAUGUGAGUCUGAAGGGAAGAAUAUGGGGGCCAGUGGGGAGGGGGGUUCUAUGGGAAUUGAUAAAGCACCAGUUUCAGACCUAUUAGCGUACCAAGAGUUGAAUUUUUGUGAAUCAAAUUUGUGUAACAAUAAUAAAUUUGCCACAAUUAAUUUUGCUUUAGGAAAUCCUAAGGUUGUUAUUGAUUGGACCAUUGUUUGCUAUGAUAGAGGAGUGAUAGAGGGAUUAGGAGGGGAUGAUGAAUGCUAUAAG
Molecule: messenger RNA, 282 nt
Organism: Ilex paraguariensis (yerba mate)
Lineage: Eukaryota; Viridiplantae; Streptophyta; Magnoliopsida; Aquifoliales; Aquifoliaceae
Source: the annotation of a GenBank genome assembly